This is a messenger RNA of Lathyrus sativus (Indian pea), 888 nucleotides long. The record is from the annotation of a GenBank genome assembly. NCBI's taxonomy places the organism in Eukaryota, Viridiplantae, Streptophyta, Magnoliopsida, Fabales, Fabaceae.
AUGGCUCCCGAAGCAACAACACGGGGAAGAAGGAAUCGAGUUUCACCAUCCACACCAGAGAUCAUCGACCUCGACUCUUUCCGCUCAUACGGCAAGCGAACCAUAGACGACGACAUUAAGAUCCUCAAAUUCACUCCUGAAAACAUUCCUCUAAGAAAACGUAAGAGAAAUUUCGAAAGAGGAGAGUCUUCAAAUUCAAGUAACAUUCCAUUUGUUUGCGAAAUUUGCACGGAAACUAAAACAAUGAAGGAAGCUUUCUAUAUCAGCGGCUGCUCUCACGCAUAUUGCUCUGAUUGCGUUGCAAAUUACAUUGGUUCCAAGCUUGAAGAUAACGUCAUCAACAUCUCAUGUCCAGUUCCCGAAUGCAAAGGUUCUUUGGAAGCACAGUUUUGCCGGAAUAUUCUUCCGGCCGAGGUUUCUGAAAAGUGGAGUAAAGCAUUGUGCGAGGCUCCGAACAAUGUUUCGCAGAAAUUCUAUUGUCCGUUUCCAGAUUGUUCUGCUAUUUUGAUCAAUGACGAAACCAAGGCUGUUAGAAAUUCUGAAUGCCCUAACUGUAAUAGGAUGUUCUGUGCACAAUGUAAGGUUCCUUGGCAUGAUGGGAUCAAAUGCAGCAAGUUCCAGAAGCUGAGGGAGAAAAAAGAUAUUAUGUUGAUGCGCCUGGCACAGAAGAAGCACGGGAGGCGAUGCCCUAAUUGCAAAUUUUAUGUUGCCAGAACAGCGGGCUGCAACUUCAUGCUUUGCAGGUGUAAGGGUAGGUUUUGUUACAAGUGUGGAGGUACCUACACUGCUGAUGGCGGACACUAUUGUCCGAAACUCGUCAAGAGGAAUCUCGUCUAUCCGGGUCAACAAAAGCUAACUCUCUCUAGAAUCUUUCCAGGUAGAGUUUAG